CAGUGUUCGCCCAAAGAACCUUCCCUAAACCCUAAACCGUAAACCCUGAACCCUAAACUUUCCCCUCUCCCGCCCGAAACUCUUCCCUCCGUCCCCACCCCCUCUCCCGGUUUAGUCCAAAACCACCGCCUUAGUGACCGAACACUCGCGAUACAGUCGCAAUUAGAGCGGGAUUGCUGCUUACAGACCCAAAAUUCCCAUCUUUCAUCUCCUUCCGCGCCGCUGCUACAACUAAUCAUGGAGACAAAUGGAGGAAGGAUUUAGGCCAAAUCCUGCUCUAAAUCAGUUGCCAGACGGCCCAUUAAUGCUUGCUUAAAUCCUGCUCAAAGCCGGUACCAAACAAGCUCCAAAGAAUGGAACCAGAAGCGGGGACUAUCUUGAGGAAGAGGAAACCUAAUCCUGGAAAAGCCAACAAAAACCGCAAGAAGAUGAAGCUAAAACAUAGCGCCACUCCGAAGUUUAAAAAACCUAGCAAGAAAAUGAUGCAGCUCUAUAAAAAGAGGGCCAAAGCUUAUAGUUCUGAUGCAGAUGAGAUAGAAGAAGAUGAGAUUUCUAGUGAAGAGGAAGAGCCAAUGGGAUUUGUUGAUUUGAAGGGGGAUAGUGGAUCUGAGAACGAAGAACAUGGUGAAGGUUAUGUUCAUCGACAGGGGAUUACGAAGUUUACAGAUGGUUGUCGAGCUUUUAAAACGGCUUUCAUGAAGAUUAUGAAAAAGAAUCUCACGAACGAUCCAUUGGGACCAGUUUUAUCUGAGCACAAGAAGCUCGUUGCUGAGAAGCUAGCGGAAGAGGAGGCUGAUUACAAGGCAAAGGGUGAGGUCAAAAAUGAGAAACUCAUGGUUGCAGAAAAGGGACACAUAAAACCGGUGGGAUUUCUUGAUGCAAAGGAGAAACUUCUGAUUAGUAUCGCGACAAAAGGAGUGGUCAAGUUGUUUAAUGCGGUUAACAAGGCACAAAAUCCACAAAAAGGCUUGAAUCCUUCUAAAUCUAAAGAUGUGAAAGCCUUGGCGAAACAAAGGAAAGAAACAUUUCUAUCAGAAUUAAAGAAGUCAUCAACCACCUCUACAAUCAACUCAUCGAAGGUUUCCCAUUUUAAUAAAAACAAUGAUGAAGAACCAGCAUGGGCUCCUUUACGUGAUGGUUACAUGCUGACAAGCUCGAAGUUGAAGGACUGGGAUAAAAUGGAGGAUUCUGCAUAUAUUGGUGGGCACUCAAACAUACCAUCUGAUGAAAGCCUUGCUGAUGAUGAUUAGAAUAGAUUGUUUCUACUUGUGUAAUGCAGUGAGGAUGCUUCUGUGCUUAUUAUGCUUUCAGGGAGAAGUAACUUUUGUUCACGGUUGAUGCAUCGGGGCAGUUAUCUUUCCAUUUUUUUAUGAUACCUUCUUUACUCUUUGUGAAUUAUAGUUGAUAAACACAAAUUUCUUCAUGGCUUUGCUUUA
Molecule: messenger RNA, 1436 nt
Organism: Phalaenopsis equestris
Lineage: Eukaryota; Viridiplantae; Streptophyta; Magnoliopsida; Asparagales; Orchidaceae
Product: RRP15-like protein
Exons: 10
Coding region: 354-1250 (298 amino acids)
Biological process (GO): maturation of LSU-rRNA; maturation of 5.8S rRNA
Cellular component (GO): preribosome, large subunit precursor
Source: RefSeq, a predicted model, not a curated record